Molecule: messenger RNA, 393 nt
Organism: Plasmopara halstedii
Lineage: Eukaryota; Oomycota; Peronosporomycetes; Peronosporales; Peronosporaceae
Exons: 1
Coding region: 1-393 (130 amino acids)
Source: RefSeq, a predicted model, not a curated record
AUGAAUAUAAUUCUAAAGCAAAAGAGGGCUAAGAGGAAGGAAAAGUUUCGUGUGAAAAUGUGGUUGAGCGCCAUUGCUGCAGUCAACGACACGAUGUCAAACAAAAUUUUUGCUGUUUUGAAGGCUAAUGCUGCGAAUAAAGAUCGAAUGAAGGCUGAUAAAAAGGCUGCUUCAUCAGAGAGAAUAGCUCGGCAAGCAAUGAACGCUCAUGAUAAAGUCGACCACCAGACCGAGAAAACGAGGCACCGAGAAAAGGCUGCAAAACUCAAAGCCAGAAAGCGGGCGUCUUGUGCAAGGGGGGAGCGAUCCAACGCCACACUUAAAUUGGUUAUGGCCUCCAAGACGGAUGUGCCGACCUUACGAGAAGAUGAAAUUAUGUCGGCCGUCGUGUAG